UCUCCGUUGUCAUCAAUGAUAUGGUAAUGUGCGUAACACUUUUUUGCCAAGUUUUUUUGAUAAAUGUAAAAAUUGAAAAGAAUUCUGAAAAUUCUUCGUUCUAGUUAUAAAAAUCUGAUUGGAGAUAAAGAGCCGGAGCAGCAUAUUUGAAUGAACAAAAAUGGGCUGAAAUAUGUGUACACAAUCGGAGCGAGGAAGCUUUAUUUAUUUAUGUUUGACGAUAGCUUUUGUUUAACGCAUCCUUGAUUAAGAGAUAAAUGUAAUAUCUCACAUCCGAAAAUGGCAGAAGGUACCGUCGACACGGACAAUCGCAUAGACGGCAACCAAAGACUGGUUCAACUGUGUAAAAAGCCAUGGAUCCAAGAUGACGAAGAGUCAAUAAAAAUAAUUUCAGAAAUGGAGGAAUUGCUGGUGCAAGAAGACAUCGACGUGAACGUCGUUGAUAAAGAUGGGCAAUCGGCCCUUCAUUACGCAGCGCAAUCAGCUCGCAUCCACCUAAUUGACGAGCUGAUCCAUCUCGGCGCAGACGUUCACCGUAGAGAAAACAAACGUGGUUUCACAGCAUUGCACUUCGCAGUUCUCUCCGGCACCAUAAAAUCAGCCGUGGAGCUUCUUUUGGCAGCUGGAGCGGACGUCAACGCCGAAGCUGAUUUCACUGUCACUCCUUUGCACAUUGCAUCGUUUAUAGGCCCAAUGGACGUACUUACGUGUCUGCUCGAACGCGGGGCUGAUGUGAACCGGCGCGAAGCAAUUUUUAAAUUCACCCCGCUACUCAUUGCAACUUACCACGGCAGCAGUGAAAUUGUGGAUCUGCUGAUCAGCAAAGGCGGUGCUAAGGUCAAUGCUGCGACCGAUGAGAACUUGACUCCUCUGCACGUAGCAGCAAUGCUCGGCGAUGUGAAAAUCGUGAGAACAUUGAUCAAGUCAGGAGCGAAUGUAAACUGUAAACAUAAAAGUACUCAGUUAACGCCUUUGCAUUUGGCAUCGACGAGCGGCCAUAACGAAGCUGUCAACGACCUCAUAGAAAUCGGUCAAGCACUGACGAACGUCGGAAGCAGCGUAAUCACGGAAACGAUGACGUAUUGUUCGAUAUCGAUGGACGGUCGUCAGGCCGUCGUCGACGUACUGUUAAAAAAUGGCGCCGACUUGCAAGCUAGAGAUAAUUCCGGCAAGACAGCUUUGCACUUGGCGACUCGUCAUCGAAGCAACGUCAUUGAAAUUCUUUUGAAGGCCGGUGCUGACAUCGACGCAACGGAUAAGGACGAGCAUGUGCCGUUGCACGAAGCAAUAAAAAAUAAAAACGGCGAAGGUUUGGCUUUGCUACUUUCGUACGGGGCGGAUAUCAAUGAUGUAUUCGAGCAGUGCGAGCCUCGACUUGUUACGACUGCGCUUUACGAUUACGUACCGUUUCUGUUGCUCGAACAUUUCACCAAAAUGAUAGCUGCGAGAUUGCUGAUCGCCAAUGUUUUCAAGCGCUACAUCAGCCAAUACGGCUUGCAAGUUUAUUACGGCGAGUGCGUAAAAGAAGUGGAUAAGAUGAGGAAUUAUAAGCUUGGCAAUGAAAUUGUUCUUUACAAUUUGUUGCACAUGAAUCCAAUGCGUCGCUUGACUUUCAUUAAAAAUGUACCCGUUAAUCUUGAAUCUAAAUUUCCGAAGUACUGCGGUAUUAUUAGAGCUAGUUUUUUAGAAGCUAGUAGGAGGAAACCGUUAAUACAACCAUCAAUGGUGGCUUGGAAUCGAUUAACUGGAAUUACUUGGCCUGAAAAAUGUCUAGUAUAUUUGCUUGCUUUCCUUGAUAAUGGGUUACUGAAAAUGAUUAUUAAAGCUGCUGCCAUCAAACCUAUUGUCAAACAGGAAACACUACCAAAAUAGAAGAGUAUAAGUAAUCCAAUGAGUAUCAUAUUGGAUAUUUUUUCUACAUUGUAAGGUAAUUAAAAGCAAGUGUCUUGCAUCAUAAUUAUUUUAUAGAAGUUUCUUAAAAAAAAAGACUCGUUUUUUGAUAAUAAAAAUGUGAUGUUAACGAAUGACUUCGACCUCGACGAAGUUAAGAAAAACGAAUAAACUUUAUUGCAUCAAGCGACCGUGUAGGCCGAUCUUCUAAUGGAGGUACUACUAAUACUACUCCGAAGAGAUGUAAAAGUGAAUUGCUCCGACAAAAUUUUAAGGCCACUGACACUUGCAUGUAGUGAAAAAUUAAGAUUGAAUCAUUUCAGAUUUGAGAAACUGAAUUCAAAAUUAAAGUUUUGUGAACGUUCAAUUGUAAACCAAAAUCUUUUGGGUAUAUACGUUCCGAUUGCUUCAUUUACAAUUACCGGUUUUGACACCAUUAGUCAAAGCUAAUUUUCAUUACACGAACAAUUAGUUUACAAAAAUUAUUUUCUUUGAAUUACCUAAUUGUAAAUAGUA
Phymastichus coffea is the source of this 2406-nucleotide messenger RNA. RefSeq names its product putative ankyrin repeat protein RF_0381. Lineage: Eukaryota; Metazoa; Arthropoda; Insecta; Hymenoptera; Eulophidae. The transcript is spliced from 3 exons. The coding region runs from base 280 to 1872 and encodes 530 amino acids. The record is from RefSeq and is a predicted model, not a curated record. Gene Ontology annotation, molecular function: protein binding.